AUGAAGCUAGGAAGCUUUUGGCUGCAUCUGGCCCUGCUGGGGGCCUCCAUGCCAGCUACACUAGGGCGAUGGACUCCAGGAAGACACAGAGGCCUGAGUGUGGGUGCGGAGGAGCCACGGACAGCAGAGGAAUCCAGGAGCUCUGAAGUCACAAGAAGCAAAGGGCUUUCCAGCCAUGGUGGGCUGCUGGCCUCCUGUGGGAAGAAGUUCUGCAGCCGCGGGAGCCGGUGCGUGUUCAGCCAGGCCACGGGAGAGGCUGAGUGCCGCUGCCUGGAGGCGUGCAGGCCCAGCUACCUGCCAGUGUGCGGCUCCGACGGCCGGUUUUACGAGAACCACUGUGAGCUGCACCGUGCCGCCUGCCUGCAGGGGAAGAAGCUGUCCAUCACCCACAGCAAGAACUGCUUCCUCCAAGGCGACACAUGCACCAUGGCCAGCUAUGCCCAUCUGAAGGACAUGCUCUUGGCGCUCCGGACCCGCCAGUGGCCACUGCACAGAGAAGACAGCAGCCACGACCCUGCCUCCCAGAGACGCUUGCUGGUGGAGUCUCUGUUCCGGGACCUGGACACAGAUAACAAUGGUCACCUCAGCAGCUCUGAACUGGCUGAGCAUGUGCUGAAGGAACAGGACCUGGACGGGGACCUGCUGGGCUGCUCACCUGGCGACCUGCUCCGAUUCGAGGACUACGACAGCGAUGGUUUCCUGACCCUGCACGAGUUCUCUGCAGCCUUCCAUGUGGUACAGCUCAGCCUCGCACCCGAGGACAGGGUGAGUGUGACCACGGUGACCGUGGGGCUAAGCAUAAUGCUCACCUGUGCCAUCCGUGGAGCCCUGAGGCCACCAAUUGUCUGGAAGCGCAAUGGGCUCACCUUGAACUUCCUGGACUUGGAAGACAUCAACGACUUCGGCGAGGACAACUCCCUGUACAUCUCCAAGGUGACCACCGUCCACAUGGGCAACUACACCUGCCACGCCACCGGCCACGAGGAGCUGUUCCAGACCCACGUCCUGCAGGUGAAUGUGCCACCGGUCAUCCGCGUCUAUCCUGAGACCCAGGCACAGGAGCCCGGGGUGGCUGCCAGCCUGCGCUGCCAUGCCGAGGGCAUUCCCAUGCCCGGGAUCACCUGGCUAAAGAAUGGCAUGGAUGUCUCAGCGCAACUGUCCAAGCAGCUCUCCCUUUUAGCCAACGGGAGUGAGCUCCAUAUUGGCAGUGUCCGGUAUGAAGACACAGGGGCAUACACCUGCAUCGCCAGAAACAAGGUGGGCGUGGACGAAGACAUCUCCUCACUCUUCAUCGAAGACUCAGCAAGAAAGACCCUCGCCAACAUUCUGUGGCGAGAGGAAGGCCUCAGCGUGGGAAACAUGUUCUAUGUCUUCUCGGACGACGGCAUCGUCGCUCUCCACCCUGUGGACUGUGAGAUCCAGCGGCACCUCAAACCCACGGAGAAGAUCCUGAUAAACUCGGAAGACAUCUGUCCGCAGACCGAAAGAGAAGACAGCCCACCCUGCCAGUGGGCAUCCGCCGUCAACGUCAGGAACCGGUACAUCUAUGCGGCCCAGCCGGCGCUGGGCAGAGUCCUCGUGGUUGACGUCCAGGCCCAGAAGGUCCUACAGUCCAUAGGUGUGGACCCUCUGCCAGCUAAGCUGUUGUACGACAAGUCCCACGACCAGGUGUGGGUCCUGAGCUGGGGGGACACGCACAAGUCCCGGCCAAGCCUCCAGGUGAUCACAGAAGCCAGCACCGGCCGGGGCCAGCACCUGAUCCGCACACCCUUCACAGGGGUGGAGGAUUUCUUCAUCCCCCCGACCAACCUCAUCAUCAACCACGUCAGGUUUGGCUUCGUCUUCAACAGCUCUGAGCCCGCGGUGCACAAAGUGGACCUGGAGACGCUGGCCCUCCUUGGCACCAUCAGCCUGCGGCGCCACAGCUGCUUACCCCGCGCCAUGGCACACACCCACCUGGGCGGCUACUUCUUCAUUCAGUGCCACCACCACGGCCCUUCCCCUGCCCAGCUGCUCAUCGACAGCGUCACGGACUCAGUGGUCGGCCCCAACGGCGCCAUCACGGGUGUCCCGCACACAUCCCCGGACGGGCGUUUCGUGGUCAGCGCUGCCGCCGACAGCCCGCAGCUGCAUGUGCAGGAGGUCACGGCGCGCGGGGAGAUCCAGACGCUGUACCAGCUGACGGUAGGCCCGGGCGUGGCCGACGUGGCCUUCCAGCGCUCCUUCACCGAAGCUGGCCGGUACGACGUGUACGCCACGCUGGCCACGCAGCCACACCUGAUGUUCCUGCAGCUAGCCACGGGCAAGCGGGCCCUGCUUAGGAACCUGAAGAAGCCCCCUGUGGGACCAGCCCAGCCCUGGGCGGCAGCCCAGCGACCAGUGAGGGACAGCGGGCUGUUCGGGCAGUACCUGCUUACCCCUGCCCAGGAGUCCUUGUUCCUGGUCAAUGCGAGGCAGAACUCACUGCGCUGUGAGGUGUCAGGCAUAAGGGGUGGGAGCACGGUGGUGUGGGUGGGUGAGGUGUGAGCGCACCACGACCAAGCACCGCCCAGCC
Messenger RNA from Ochotona curzoniae (black-lipped pika), 2554 nucleotides. It is a transcript of the gene FSTL4, whose product is annotated as follistatin like 4. The record is from RefSeq and is a predicted model, not a curated record. The transcript is spliced from 15 exons. Gene Ontology annotation, molecular function: protein binding; calcium ion binding. Gene Ontology annotation, biological process: cell differentiation; regulation of BMP signaling pathway; multicellular organism development. Lineage: Eukaryota; Metazoa; Chordata; Mammalia; Lagomorpha; Ochotonidae. Bases 1 to 2526 code for a protein of 841 amino acids.